This is a messenger RNA of Aspergillus ochraceoroseus IBT 24754, 939 nucleotides long. RefSeq names its product xanthine phosphoribosyltransferase. Lineage: Eukaryota; Fungi; Ascomycota; Eurotiomycetes; Eurotiales; Aspergillaceae. The transcript is spliced from 6 exons. Gene Ontology annotation, cellular component: cytoplasm. Gene Ontology annotation, molecular function: hypoxanthine phosphoribosyltransferase activity. Gene Ontology annotation, biological process: hypoxanthine metabolic process; GMP salvage; IMP salvage. The coding region runs from base 201 to 785 and encodes 194 amino acids. The record is from RefSeq and is a predicted model, not a curated record.
UUUUUUUUUCUCUUUACCCCUCGUGUGCUUCUCUUCGAUAAUAUACUUAUCUUCUUACGCCUCACUUUCUGUUCUGCAAAGUCCCAAGAGUGACGGAUCUCGAUCCUGCUUUGAGCAUCAAACUUAUCCCCCUCCCCCAGAUUUAUCAGGAGUUUUCUUAUCGCCCACAAUGCCGCAAAAGGUCUAUGUCACGUAUAAACAUGGUCCACAAACUAUGCCAGUCUUCGGCUGACAAAAUCCUGGAUAAAUUCCAACCCAACCUUAUGAUCGCUAUCGGUGGUGGUGGAUAUGUUCCUGCUCGCAUUCUCCGAUCAUUCCUGAAGCGUCCCGGUGACCCCAACAUCCCUAUCCAGGCUAUUGGUCUCUCUCUGUAUGAGGAUCUCGGCCGUGGCGACCCCGAGGAGGUUCCUGGCACCAAGGUUACCCGUACACAAUGGCUGGAUCUGAGCUCUUUGGAGAUGGCCAACCUGAUCGGCAAGAACAUUCUCAUUGUCGACGAGGUCGACGACACACGGACAACGCUGGAAUAUGCUGUCCGGGAGCUGCAGAAGGACGUUGAGAUUGCGCAAAAGCAGCUUGGUCGCGAGGGCGAGAAGACAAAUUUUUUUGUGUUUGUGCUUCAUAACAAGAACAAGUCAAAGAAGGGAGAGCUGCCCGCGGAUAUGAUGGAGUCGGGUCGCUACCAUGCUGCUGUCACGACUGAUGAUGUUUGGAUCUGCUACCCUUGGGAGGCCAAGGAUAUUGACGAGCACGAUAAUUUGGCCAAGGAGAACCCUCUUGUUUAAGUGCUUCUUCAGCAUGCAACAUGCAGCCCGCCGUGCACCCUUCUUUUUUCUUCUUUUUCUCCGACUGUCUACCCCCAACAUGAUCGAGGCACUUAGGCUCCGAUCUGACUGCACAUACAUUUCCUUUCCUUUCCUUUCCUUCCAUCCCCCCCCC